UAUCUUUGAUUGGACUCUCCCCGUAUUUAAAGCGAGUAUUUAAAGAGGUCUCCUUCUCUGCCUGUUGACCUCAACUAGUGGUGGAAUUUGGCCAACUCUUUGAGUUCGAGAAUCAAGUACUGAGCCUAGCCAGGGAUGGCAAGUCCACCUAACAUCAAUCAACUCACUGAAGAGCAAAUCCUGCAUGAGAUUGAGGCUUUACAAAACCAACCAUUCCCCUUCACUGAAGAACAGACUUAUCGAUUGAUUCUGCUUUAUAGCAACAGGAUUGAGGCUGUACAAAGCCAACCAUUUCCCCUCACUGAAAAACAGACUUCUGAAUUAAAUCUGUUUAGCAACGAGAUUGAGGCUUUAAAAAACCAAUUUCCCCUCACCCAAACCGAACAGACUUAUCGAUCGAAUCUGCUUAGCAACGAAAAUCAAUUACUCACUGAGAAGCAAGUCGUGGAUGAGAUAAAGUAUUUACGAAAAAGACCAUUCCACCUCAAUAAACAGAAGGUUGAUAGAAGAUUGAAUCUGCUUGAACAGCUGCACGAAAAAGGAAAAGGUGUUGGCUACACGACUAUGAAGUUUAAACAAGAUGGUCAAAUCAAGUAUAAGUAUGGUACAGUGUUUCACUAUGGGAAAAAUGUGCUGUGCACGUGUUCACAUGUUGUAGAAAAGGAAAAACAGCUUGGCCGUAUGAGUGUUACCUUUAAAUGGCUAGAUCUGGAGAGUGAAGAACCCCAAAAUAACCCUGUGAUACGCACAUACCCACCUCCACAAUGCGACUGUUCACUAUCCUGCGAGCACAGUCACAGGAAGGGUAUUUACACAAAAAUUACCCAACACGGGGACGUGGACGUGGACGAAUCUGACCUAGCAAUGUUUCGAGAAGACCAAAUGAAUGCAGAUCCACAGCUACCUUCAAUUCAGUCGCACUAUGGCGUGGCAGAAGAUGGGAAGUUUUACCACAUCUUUUUCUGGGAUUUGCAAAAAAUAUUCCACAUUUCAAAUGCACCAACGCAAACUACAUUGGACAAAUACAGUGUAGGGAAAAAAGAUAUUGGAUCAUCAAGCUUUCCUUUUGAGUCUCCAGCACCUAAAGGAGCCAGUGGUUCUCCUGUCAUGGUUUAUGAAAAGUUUGAACAAAAUUCUAAACAAAAGUUUUGUCUUGCUGGGGUAAUGAAGGAAGGCUGGGAAGGCAUACAAUGUGCCGAAUCAACCGAAUCACUUUGUGACCUUAAGGAAGCACUUGGUGGGCUUAUUGAGCAGCACGAUAAAUACAAAGAAAUGCAUGAAAUGUGGUCAAUACUGAAUCAAAUGGCACUAAGAAUGUCUGUAGGACGACUUCGAAUGGCGCUUAGACCAAAUAUACUUGAAACGAGGACAAGACUUCAAACGAGGUUUCAAGAUAUGAAGUAUAUGGAAUAUACCAUUGUGCUAAAUACUUAUAUGCAAGAUAUGCAAGAUAUGAUGGAAUUUAUACGAGAAUUUUAUAUCGAUACGGAAGAUGUGCCAGAUAAUGUGCUAACUGUUAAGAGAGAAUUCACGACAGAUUAUGCAAUUAUGAAAAAUUUGUUAAGAUGGCUGAACGGAGAGAUCAAAUGUGCAUGUACAUAUAUCCUUACAUUUUAUCAAGGAACAGGACCACUAAGCGAUCUUAAUUAUUUAGUGUAAGUAUAAUAGCUAGUGGCAUUGUAGUUUUUUGCACUUUCUCAGUUUUAAUAUAUAUAAUUACAAAUGCUGCAAUAAUUUAUUUAGUCUGCAUGGUCAGACUGUACCUACAUAAUUAUAUGACUUAUAUUCUAGCACAUAAAAAUUAUCUGCAAUUGCAACUUGUAUAUUUUGUACAUGUAUGUUUUUUGAGAAAUUGAACAAGACACAUUUAGAAAAUAAA
Halichondria panicea is the source of this 1879-nucleotide messenger RNA. RefSeq lists its product as uncharacterized. The transcript has a single exon. Lineage: Eukaryota; Metazoa; Porifera; Demospongiae; Suberitida; Halichondriidae. Bases 136 to 1659 code for a protein of 507 amino acids. The record is from RefSeq and is a predicted model, not a curated record.